UUUCUGACAAGACAAAACAAAACAAAACAACUCGAAGGUUUUCUAGGCUGGAUGUUAAUACUAGGAGGCGAAAUGUUGAUAGUAUUAUAUUAGAUCAAGAAAUUUUAGACCCACUGUAGCUUUUAAUCCCAUAAGGGGUUAAACUGUAAGUAAGCUAUUUGAAUACACAAGGAAGGAACCUCGAAGAAGUUGACUAACCCCUCUGCCUGAGUGAGUUGUGGCUGUGCAAGUAAAAACAGGAAGCUUGCCGCACUCUCUCCGGAGAGCUGCUGCAGUUAAAGACACGUCGAAGUUUUUAGUCUAGCCUGCUGUAGGCUAGAAAGAACCUUUUUUGCUAGGCCUGUAUCUUGUUUCUCAAGACUAGCCUAAGUAAACAAGGCGCCGGGUAUAAUGAUGUUAUUGAUGCUUUUGUAUAACUGUUGGUCGAUCACAUCUAUUUGUGUUAUUUCGUGGUUUAGCAUUCCUUCUCUUGCUAAACCAACUGUGUUCUCAACUGUUGGCGAACCUUGGCCGAUGCCUAUGCAACGUACUGUGUCUGAUAUUACGUACAACGUAUCUCCUGAAACUUUUUGCUUUAAUCACGAUGGUGUGAAUUGUGACUUACUUCAACAAGCAUUUCAGCGUUAUUAUAACAUUAUUUUCUAUGGGACAAUUGAAGCACCCUCACAAGAGGCUCUAGAUGCAUAUCCUUUGAAAGGCGAUGGUGAAAAACAACAGAUAAAUUCAUUGAUAGUUACCAUGACAACAUGCCCUGAGUAUCCAAGUGAUAAUUCUAACGAAGAAUAUUCAUUAACUGUACAUGAAGAUACAUCAAACCUGGAGUCAGAAUCGAUAUGGGGUGUACUACGAGGCCUGGAAACAUUCAGCCAACUCAUCUACAUAGCAAAAGAUGGGCGACUGACAAUCAAUGCAACAGAUAUUGUAGAUAGGCCACGAUUCCCCUACCGUGGUUUGUUGCUUGAUACGUCAAGACACUUCCUUGAUGUGUCCAGUUUACUAAAAAACCUUGAUGCCAUGGCAUAUAGCAAGCUAAAUGUUUUUCAUUUCCACAUUGUUGACAAUCCGUCUUUCCCAUAUCAGAGUUCAACUUUUCCUAACCUGAGUCAACAGGGAGCAUAUUCUCCAAACCAUGUAUAUACUCAGGAUGAUAUUGACCGUAUUAUAGAGUAUGCCAGGGUACGGGGCAUUCGUGUCAUUCCAGAAUUUGACACGCCUGGCCACACCGAGUCAUGGCAUGGGAUUCAAAACUUGCUAGUCCCCUGUUAUACAGACAAUGUACCAAAUGGCCUUUUUGGUCCUGUUGAUCCAACUGAAGAAUCUACAUACAUGUUCUUAACAGAGCUGUACAAGGAGAUUAAAAAUAAGUUUCCUGAUGGGUUUAUACAUCUAGGUGGUGACGAAGUGAAACAUACUUGCUGGGCAAGUAAUCCAAGGAUAGUGUCAUUUAUGGAAGCUCAAGGGUUUAAUAACAAUUUCACCAAACUUGAGGGGUACUAUGAUGAGAGAAUAACACAGCUUGCUGAUCAAGUUGGAUUAGAUUACAUCGUUUGGCAGGAGGUUAUAGAUAUUGGUGCUAAGGUCCCCCAAAAGACCAUCGCACUUGUGUGGAAGGAUGCUGAUGGAGGGUAUGUAGAUGAAUUAGCAAAAGUCACAGCAAAAGGCCAUAGAGCAAUCUUAUCAUCGCCAUGGUAUUUAAAUCGUGUGAAAGACCCUCAUACUGAUCCCUGGAAAAAGUAUUAUAAAGUGGACCCUCAAAAUUUUCCAGGUACCAAGGAUCAGAAGAAAUUAGUGAUUGGAGGAGAGGCCUGCAUGUGGGGAGAAUAUGUUGAUGAUACUAAUGUCAUACCAAGGACAUGGCCAAUGGCUAGUGUGAUUGCAGAGAGGCUUUGGAGCCCAAAGGAUUUAAGAGAUCCAAAAGCUGCAGCUUCACGUCUUGCAGAACACAAGUGCAGACUGGUAUGGCGUGGUCUGCAAGCCCAAAGCAUAACUGGUCCAGGGUUUUGUCCGCAGGAGUGGAACAGUAGAGAGCAUGAUAAAUACUAAAAGUGUCUUUCAAUUUUAUAGAAUUUUUACAGUAUUACCAUUUUAAACUUUCAUACUAUGGUAUACCAUAAUUUAUUUUAUUAAAUUAAUACAAGUUAUGAUGGCAAUAAAUAAAAAUACACACACACUUAUGUUGAAGCAAUAGUGUAUUACAUAAAUGUGCUACAUGUUUUAAGCCAGUGCACAGUGUGUCAUAUCACUGUCGGCCUAUGAAACCCCUAUCGGCUGCCUGUGAGUGCUUAACUCAACACAGUGUGCAGAUCUUCGGUACCAGACUAAAGCAUGUUGUUAUUA
Anneissia japonica is the source of this 2337-nucleotide messenger RNA. RefSeq names its product beta-hexosaminidase subunit beta-like. The record is from RefSeq and is a predicted model, not a curated record. The transcript has 12 exons. Gene Ontology annotation, molecular function: beta-N-acetylhexosaminidase activity. The coding region runs from base 391 to 2043 and encodes 550 amino acids. Gene Ontology annotation, cellular component: membrane. NCBI's taxonomy places the organism in Eukaryota, Metazoa, Echinodermata, Crinoidea, Comatulida, Comatulidae. Gene Ontology annotation, biological process: carbohydrate metabolic process; glycosaminoglycan metabolic process; ganglioside catabolic process.